Uranotaenia lowii is the source of this 5418-nucleotide messenger RNA. Its product is annotated as TP53-binding protein 1-like. Gene Ontology annotation, biological process: positive regulation of transcription by RNA polymerase II; DNA damage checkpoint signaling. NCBI's taxonomy places the organism in Eukaryota, Metazoa, Arthropoda, Insecta, Diptera, Culicidae. The record is from RefSeq and is a predicted model, not a curated record. Bases 676 to 5211 code for a protein of 1511 amino acids. Gene Ontology annotation, cellular component: nucleus. Gene Ontology annotation, molecular function: histone binding. The transcript has 8 exons.
GCGUCACCUAGUCGGCAACACUGUCACUGGAGCGUUGAAAAAGUGCAGCGACUCUUUCGGGUUCGGCUAAACAGAAAAGUGUCUUGUUUUUCGCUAAAAUCCGGACAAAAACCGGUGAAAAUCGAAGCAAAUCGAUACGACGCGGCUGCUUACCCGUUAUACUAUCCGGAUUGAGUGCGCGCGGGUGUGAAUAGUGCCGAAAACUAGCCGGAAAAAGUUGGGAUUCGAUUGGGCCAUCUUCCAUCUUUGGGACGACGACGAACGAUAGAGAACCGUGAAAUAUAUUCCGAGUUUUUUUUUCCUCCAGUUUCUCCUGAUCCAGCAUACGCUUUCUGUAUGCUGCUGUGCUGAGCAAGGGCUAUAGAAAGGUGGCCACCUCAACGCGAGGGGGAGUGUGUGUGUUUGUUGAAAAGAUAGCUGGUCGAAAAGGACGGGACGCACACCGGGUACGCCAUCGCGUGUGAAGGAGAGGAACUCUGCGCGCGGCUUUUGCCAGAAGAAAAGAAGGCAUCGUUGUCGUGAUCCGGGGGAAUCGACCACCGUCGAACGGCACUUUGGAAGGAGCUAGAACAAGGGAAAAUCCGCGACAGGGAACGUUUUGUGUGUUGAAGCUCAAUUUCUGCUUAGUAGCGGGACCGGUCAAGGGAAAAAGAAACCGGAUAGGAACCAGCUAAGAUGGACACGGAGCCGAGUUUGGCCGAGAACGCCGUCACCGAUAAUGGUGCAACAUCUGGCGAAACUGUUGAUCCGGCCAUUCUAAAGGAGAAAGUGGCGGAAGUUGAUGUUGCAUCCCUGAAAGGUGGUGGAGAUGAAAAGGAUACGCCGGCAGCUGAUGCAAUCCCUGCUCCCGCUACCGAAGACUCCGUCCCAAUCGAGAAGGACGAUCUGUUGGAGCGGCUGGAUAAAAUUGAAACAUCCGCUUCGACGGAAGGUAAACCUCCGGCUCAGGACAGCGACUUGGAAAACGACGAUCUCAUUCAGCGAUUAGAAGCCAUGGAAAAGGAUGAAGAAGCUGCCGAUAAGAAAGAAGAAGCUGCUACCAAUCACCAGAACGGUCUGGACAAAUCUGAUGAAGUGGAGGCAGCACCAGCUGCAGAUGAAAAAGCUACCGAAGAAGUGAAACCGCCGGUAGAGGAAGAAAAAAUGGAGGUCGAUGCAACCGAUGUCGCAGAAAAGAAAGAAGAACAGCCGGCUUCCGAAACUCCAGAAUCAACUGCUAAUGGAUCUGCGGUUCACGAACCGGAAGAACAAUCAACUGGAUCUGUGAAACGAAGACAUUCAGAGGACCAAGAUGCGGAACCAUCGAGUAAGAAAGUCCAUGUCGACGAGACAGACGACGCCGAGCUGAAAACCGAUAUCGAAAAGCAAACCGAAGAAGUUCCAGGUACUGAUGCCUCAGAAUCUCUUUCUAAAAACGAAGAAACGCCACCGGAACCUCCCGCCGAAGAAGAGAAGGUAAAAGAGGCAGAACCAACACCUGUUCCUGAGCCGGAAAAAGAGACUGUUGAUGAGGUCAAAUCGGCAGAACCGGAAUCCGGACCAGUUGAUGAACAAAAGGUUGAAACCUCGGCUCCGACUCCGGAAAAGGAUGAGGAACCCAAACCUGAUUGUGUGGAAGAAUCUAAGGAAAAGAUGGAAGAAGCCGUUCAGGAAUCAGCCGUAGAAGAGGCGGCUUCCUCGGGCACGGUGGAAGAAGGUUCGAAGAUACCUGAAUCUGAGUCAAAGGAGUCAGUUCCAGAGCCCUUGCCAGACACUGAGCCUAACACUGAAACCGAUUCUUGUAGUCAGGAAGAAGAGCAACCUUCGUCCUCAAUUCCUACCGCGGUUGAAAGUAAACCUGACGCUACAAUAAGCUCUUCUUCGGAGGAACCAGCUGCGGUAGAAAAUCCGGUAGAAUCUGCUGAAACUGUAACUAGUUCGGAUGAAAAACCAUUAGGUGAAGGAGAGGAAUCGUCCGCGGAAGUUGACUCGACACCUGUGGAUCCAACGCCCGCAGCGGUUGAGGAAGCUAUGGAAGUGGAUAGUGAAUCUGUUGCAGAAGAAUCCUCGAAGCCGGAAGUUGUAGAAGAACCUUGCACAACAAAAGAAGCCUUCGAAUGCACCAAUCAAGAGAAGGAAAACCAGGAAUCUACCCCCAAGGAAACACCAGCGGAGGAACCUGUCCAGGAAAAAGUUGACGAAAAACAAGUUCCAGAAGAGGACCAAGAAGCUAUGGAGGUUGACUCGGCUGCUCCGACACAAAGUAAGCAGGUAGAUGCCGACGUUACAGAAAGUAUGAAUACCACCAGCGAAGAACUUAUCGAAUCUCUGACCAAGGAUGAAACGGAUGCUGUUGCGGACAGUCAAAGUGAAGCAAACUCUGCUCUCAACAAGAACCUGGAAUCCACGGCUGCCGAUGAUUCUAAAGCGGAAGAAUCGAAAGUUCUGGAUGACAGUAUUGAAUGCUCGCUCCCUACUUCAAGCUCCGAUAAAUUGACCGACAAAUUGAAACAACGAUUGGAUCUUAUUUCCAACGGAAGCAGCACCCCUACGUCGAAUACCGGUACGGUGAGCUCUAGUAACGUGUACAAUUCUACACCCAUUCAGAAACAGUUCGAAAUUAGCUCCGAGAAUGUUAGCAAGAUCACCCGAUCUUCGGUAGACAACAGCCGGCAGGAAGACGACGAAGAGCACAGUGCGAUAGUGGCUGAUAAUUCCGUUGUUGAAGAGAAGGAAGCAGCUGUUGCGUCGACUUCAACCGUUUCGACUGCUGAACCAGCUGGCAAAAAGGAACCGGAGGUAGCUGCUAGUGAAACUUCCGGUAUCACCACCAAGGAUGAAAGCAGCUUGAAAACAGAAUCUUCGGAAGUGGAUUCAUGCACAGCUUCUUCAGCCCUCAAUACUGCCGAUGAGAUCAACAUGUACGCCAGUAAUGCACGAAAAUUCAACGGUAUUUCAUCUACAUCGGGUUCGGAACUGGACGAUAAGUCGAUACCGAAUCCACCAGCUAGCAGCACCACUACUUCCGUGUCCACUCCAACAACCACUAUCGAUAAACUGGAUCUGACUCCGGCACUGACUUCUGAAGAAACUGUCUACGAGGUCAGCGUUUGGUUCGAAGGUGCUGAUUUGCAGUUCCUGUCGGUUGAGAAACAACAAGCGGGUAUAUCCGGAACCGUUGGUUCAACCCAAGACCUCACCAGUAUCGAUUCCUCGAAACAGUCCUCGAAUGGUAGUGUGGGUAGUUUGGGUCCAUUUUCACUGCCCCCUGCACGGCCGACUGCCGAUUCGGCCAUGUCACAGUCGAGCACAACGGAAAGUUCCUCCGGAGCUAGUCAGUUCAAACAGGUGCUUCCCAAAGUGAAACAAACUAUUCGAGGCGCAAGCGCCCUUGCCACUUUUAUGAUCGAAGAAUUCACGAAGAUCAAAAAAUUAUUGAACAAAGACGAAGAAGAACCAGCUACUCCAUACAAAACGCCCAAGACUUCGCGUGCUCCGAGCUCCACAACUAAAAAAUCUGCAACCAAAGGCCGAGGUCAGAAGCGUCCACACGAAGAUGAAGAGGAAUCUGUUGAGGAACCGGAGUCGAAGAAAUCUGCCAAACAGGUCAAGAAGAGCACUCCAAGCCCGAAAGUCGAAGUUAUCGAAAGGAGUGAGGACGAUCAGUGCUGCUUAGCCAGAUGGACGGAUCGAAAAUACUACGCUGGUCGAGUAACGAGUUACAAGGGCGAUAACAAGUACAUGGUAGUUUUCGAAGAUGGUGCCUCGAAGGCUCUGUCAAGGGACGUGAUCGUUUUCGGUGACAAGGAUACCUUACCGAUCGAAGGUCAUGCGAUACAUGCUCUGAGCCACGACGAUACCUAUGAACCAGCCAUUGUACGGGAGAUCAAGCGGAACGAAGAAACGUCAGAGGUUUUGUACGUAGUGGAAAUUGCGGAUGGUAAGACGCUGGAAGUGACCGCCUCGGACAUGUAUCUGACCGACGAACAGGCCAAAUACAUUAACAAGGCGUGCAAAGAAACAGAGGACGCUGCUGCUAUGGCUUCCCCAGGUGCUGCGGGUGGCAAGCCACGGACUCCACUCGCCACCCCCAACACUCCCGAUGAUGCGAGCGCCGAAAAGGGAUCCCGAUCCUCGAGAAGCCGACGAGGGGCUGAUAAACCACAAACCCCGGCCACGCCAGAGGCUGGUUACUCGGGCGGUGUCGGUAAGGCCAAGGGACGUCGUGGACGAAGCAAGGGCGCCCCGCAGCAACCGAUCAGCACUGCGUCCGAGGGAAGUGACGUUUCUGACAUAGUGGAAGAAGAAACUCCGGCACCACCUAGCCCGGAAACUGGCUUGGAGUUCGUCGACGGAGUACAACCCGAGCUGCAGCGCACUGAAAAGGAAUCGGAAAUUAAAAAAAUGUACCUGGUAGCGGAGUAUCUCGGUAAAGGUUUCAAUAACAACCAUGGCCUCGACGAAUUGCUUGGACCUCUGCCGGGUAGCAAAACUCUCUUUAGGAACAAACACUUCAUCCUGACCUGUACCAUUCCACCGAAAGGAUUUUCCAGUACGAUGGAAAAGGAUGAUCUGCGCAAUCGUUACCGCAAAUUUAGCUCGGCCCCGUUCGUCAAGGAACAUCUACGACAGCAAAUCGAAGCUGGCGGUGGCAAGGUGUACCAAUACUUCGAGGACAUUCCCAAAUCUAAGUACAAACAGUGCAAGCUGAUCGCACCGCAUCCCUGUGCAACGGCCAAGUACAUCCAGUGUCUCGCUGUGGAUAUUGUGGCGGUCACCCACGAAUGGAUAAUCGAGUGUUGUCAGACGCUCACACUGCUGGAUGCGAAACGGUACGCGCUUCCAAGUGGAUGGUCGUUGAUCGAGGAACGGUACAUCCGUUGGAACUGUGGUCGUGGCGUUGAGCAACGAUCGACCACAAACCCAUUCGUCGGGUGUUGUGUGAAUAUUGCCAGUCUGAACAAAGACUUUACUGAGUUUUGGAGCCGUACUUGUAAGAUGGCUGGCGCAACGGUGAGACUCAUCAAAUCGGACUCGGACCUGACGGAAAAUCUGACCGGGUACAUGCUGACCGAUCAGGAGUUUCCCGAGGAUAUCAAGCUGCGAGCCUCCCGGUAUGGACUGUCUAUUGUGUCAACGGUCUGGGUGGUACAAAGCCUCAUACUGGGUCGAAUCUGCCUGCCCGAAAGUCAUGAGAAACUAACUCAGAUCUACCAGGACGACGAUUACUAGCUCUUCCCUACUAGCUUCUAAGGCACAAGUUUACCAGUCGAACUUAUAUUUUAAUUUGUUGGUCCCCUAAGUAUCGCUUUGAAAAUGUUACUGUAAUAGCCCCUUUUCGAUUGUACCGUGUUUCCUAUUUUGUUAUGUUUCAAAAACUUAAUUCAGCGCCCUGUUUCUAGGAAUCUAGUUUUAGCAGCAUUUGUGCAAGUUCACUAU